This is a messenger RNA of Psylliodes chrysocephalus, 616 nucleotides long. Lineage: Eukaryota; Metazoa; Arthropoda; Insecta; Coleoptera; Chrysomelidae. The record is from the annotation of a GenBank genome assembly.
AUGUGCAUCCUCCGACCGAACACAACAGUAAAUGAGAUUAAAGCCAAACUAAAUAGCCUGAGGACGCACUUCAACAAAGAAUUAGCAAGAAUUAGAAAUGCACCCUCUGGAUCAGGGGCAGAAGCAGCUCGGAUCUCAUUGUGGUGCUUCGAGAAUCUUUUAUUCUUACAAGACCAAACUGUUGCGACACCCAGUGAUUCCAAUUUAAAAGUAGACAACGAAUGUACUGAAAAUGAGAUUAUACAGAUCAACAAUGAUCAAGAAUCAAUGUCUGUUCUUGAAGAGGAAAGUGAUCCUGAAAAUUUUAAUAGCAACACUAAGACUCCAACAAGCUCCAAAAAAUCUACAAGUGAACAUAAUAUUGUUGCUAAUUCUUGCUAAUUGUUGCCGAAAGAGAAAAAAGACAAAUUUGUCAAACAAAACAGAAACGCAAGACGAUCAUAUAGAAAUAUUUGGAAAAUAUAUUGCCAGCGAGUUAAGAGCAAUUAGUAAUACAACACAACAAAAAAGAUGCAAAAAUGCCAUAGUGAAAGUUUUGUUUCAGUUUAAUGAUGAGGAUGACUGAUAUAAUUGUGAAUUUUAAAUUUGAAUUGUGUUUUUUAGAUUAAUAAUAAAA